AUGAAUAAACAGUAUGCGAGUAUUAAAAUGAAUAAUUCAAAUAUCUACCAUCUUCAUAUACUUGAUUUACCCAAUGAAAUAUUAUUCAUCAUUUUCAAUAAACUGAAAACGGUUGAUGCUCUCUAUUCACUUAUGGAUAUUAAUGAACGAUUUGAUCGAUUAGUACUUGAUGCACUUCAUAUUCACGAUCUUGAUACGACAAACAUGACUAUAAAAUCAUAUUAUGAUCGUACUUUUUCAAUAGAUAAUCAUGUUCUUGAUAGAAUAUGUGAAAAAAUCUUACCUCAAAUUCAUCACCAAUUAAAUGAACUUACUGUUGAGCAAAAUUCAAUGGAACGUAUUCUUUUUACCUUUAAUUAUCCUCAACUUUACUCGUUAUCACUUGUUAAUUUUCAAGAAGAAAUACUUUUGCAGUAUUUAACAGGUAAUUCAAUUCUUCAUGAUCUUCUCACUCAACAAAUUACACAUCUUAAUAUUGAUGUUCCGUAUGAGCUAAAAUCAGAAGCGUCUAAAACUCUAUCAAGUAUAUUUGUAUUAAUUUUAUCUUUAUGUCAACAAUUGAUCAGUUUGAAUUUUUGUCAAUUGUUUUCUGAUCGAAAGGCUCUGAUUUGUAUUUUUAAGUUACAAUCAAGAAGUUACAUGUCUUCGACUUUAACUAAAUUAAAAGUUAAUGUCGCAAGAUUUGAUGAUUGUCUUUGUCUUCUUGUUGGAAAUCUUAAAUGUUUAUCAACAUUGAUUAUUCAUGUCAAACAAAUAUUAUUGAGUUUAUCAAAUAUAGAUAAUAGGAAAAAACUUCCCAAUUUGAAAUGUUUCUCAUUAACUUCAAUUGAGUUUGUAUCCCAUUAUGACAAAUUAAUUAUUCCAUUACUUCGUCGAAUGAUAAAUCUUGAAAAAUUGACAGUAUUCUUAUCAGUACUAAAAACUUACUCGACUUUUAUUGAUGGUAUUGAAUUACAUGAUCAAAUUCUUAUUUAUAUGCCACAUUUGAACAAAUUUACGUUUAAUAUAUUUACAGCUGUUGUCAACAGAAACAUGAAAAUUAAUCUCUCGUCGAAUGAAGACAUUCAACAUAGUUUUAUUGGAAAAGGAUGUGGAGAAGUUGGUUCAUGUGUUCAUAUUAGAUCAGAGGACAAUGUAGGCGGAUCGCAUGUUUAUUCACUUCCAUACAAAUUCGAAUAUUUUAUUCACCUUAACAACUCUUUUCAAGGUGAUAUUUUUGAUACAGUCCGAUACUUGACAAUGACUGAUGGACGUCCUUUUGAACAUAAUUUAUACAAACUUAUCUCUCAAUGUUUUCCUCUUCUUGAACAAUUACAUAUAG
This is a messenger RNA of Rotaria sordida, 1321 nucleotides long. The record is from the annotation of a GenBank genome assembly. NCBI's taxonomy places the organism in Eukaryota, Metazoa, Rotifera, Eurotatoria, Philodinida, Philodinidae.